GCGGUUGUACGCAUGCGCUCACGGACAGCGCCUCCUAACCGUGCCUAUGCGCUACUGUGUCUGCACGCACGUUGCUGGGCGCAAAACCAGACUGCGCCUGCGCUGGGGAGCGAGCCCCUCCCCUCCCCUCUGAAGGACGUAAGUUAGGCAUGGAACCUGUUGCAAGAAAGAUCUUGAAAGGAGUUUUACUUUUGGAAAUCGCUGCGGUUGCUGGAGCAUAUUCACUAUUUUACAGAAUGGACACAAAUCAAGAUUUUAGGCAUACAAUGAACAGGAGAUUUCCAUCCAUUCUGGAAGUUUAUUACAAAAGCAAUGAAUUGGCUGGAGUUUAUGGAAAAAGGGAGGAGGACCAACUGAAAUGGCUAAGCAGCAAAAGUUAGAAGCCUUUGUGUUUGAACUGUUUUUUCUUCUUGAUAAUAUUUUUCACAUCUCUGUUGUGAAGCCAAUUGUCACGCUCUGCUUCCCACCUGAGCUGUUUGACACCUACAAGGGAAGAAGAGGGGAUAACUUAUGUAUCCUUUGAACAUGGUUUGGUAUUUGAAUAAAUGAUAAAUUCAUAAAACACCAA
Chrysemys picta bellii (western painted turtle) is the source of this 568-nucleotide messenger RNA. It is a transcript of the gene CEBPZOS, whose product is annotated as CEBPZ opposite strand. Lineage: Eukaryota; Metazoa; Chordata; Testudines; Emydidae. The record is from RefSeq and is a predicted model, not a curated record.